AUGGACGACCCUCAUGGAAACGACGGUGGAAUGCACAAUGGCGAAGAUGAAGAGGAUCAAUUGAAUGUGGAAUAUGAAGAUCUCGACUUGGACCAUAUCGAUAAUGGUGACGGAAUGAUGGAUGAGCAUGGUGAUGGUGUGAUGAAUGAGGGAGUGGAACUGGAGCUGGAGACAGACAUUCCUUCUCACCGCGGUGAAGUUGUAGACCGUGGCAGUGACAAUGGAGAUCAACUGACAUUGUCCUUUCAGGGACAAGUUUAUGUUUUUAACAACGUCUUGCCUGAGAAGGUUCAAGCUGUGCUGUUGUUGCUUGGUGGACGGGAAGUGCCACAGACGCUCCCUACAAACCUAGGAUCUCCUCCUCAGAACAAUAGGGUACUGGGUCUAUCUGGUAUUCCUCAAAGGCUUAGUGCUCCGCAGAGGCUGGCCUCGUUGAUCAGGUUUAGGGAGAAGCGAAAAGGGAGGAACUUUGAUAAGACUAUUCGCUACACAGUGAGGAAGGAGGUAGCCUUGAGAAUGCAGCGGAAGAAAGGUCAGUUCACAUCUGCCAAGUCAAGCAAUGAUGAGUCUACAUCCGCUGGAUCUGAUUGGGGUUCAAGCCAGAGCUGGGCCGUAGAAGGGUGUGAGACUGAGAGGCCUGAGGUUUUAUGUCUGCACUGUGGAACCAGUGAGAAGUCAACUCCAAUGAUGAGACGUGGACCUGAAGGUCCAAGAACACUUUGCAAUGCAUGUGGUCUAAUGUGGCGAAACAAGGGGAUUUUAAGAGACUUAUCCAAAGCUUCUCCUUACCAAACAGCUCAAAUCCUGCCUGAAGAUAAGAAUGAUGACUCAACUCUUGAGGCCGAUCAAAUGAUCGCAGUAGAUGCAGACAUUAGCAACUCCCAGUAA
Microthlaspi erraticum is the source of this 888-nucleotide messenger RNA. The record is from the annotation of a GenBank genome assembly. NCBI's taxonomy places the organism in Eukaryota, Viridiplantae, Streptophyta, Magnoliopsida, Brassicales, Brassicaceae.